GGCGAGCUCGUCGGCAAAGUCCCCUUACUUUUCUACCACUUUACUUACCUGCUAUUACCUACCGUUUCUCUCUCACACCUCCUCCGACACCGAAAGAACCCCCCAAAAUGGCCAUCUCACUGCACCCCCUCCUCGACAAACCCAUCCAGAAAGGCUCCCCCAACUUUACCGGCGGAACCCUCAAAUGCCACUGCGCCACCAACCCCGUCACCGUAACGAUCAGCAGCAACGUCGCCCACAACCACGCGUGCGGGUGCUCCAAAUGCUGGAAACCGAAGGGUGCCCUGUUCUCCGUCGUGGGCGUCGUCCCGCGGGAGAAGGUGCAGGUCUCGUCGCACGCCGAGAAACUAGCUAUCGUGGAUGAAGCGGCCGUCAUCCAGCGCCACGCCUGCACGGCCUGCGGGGUGCAUCUGUUCGGGCGCAUCGAGAAGGACCACCCCUUCAAGGGGCUGGACUUUGUGCACGUGGAGCUGUCGGAGCAGCAGGGGUGGCAGGAGGUGCAAUUUGCCGGGUUUGUCUCAUCGAUCAUCGAGCAGGGGUUUCCCCCGAACAAAAUGGAGGAGGUGCGGGGUCGGCUGCGUGGGCUGGGGCUGGAGACGUUUGAUGUGUUGGCGCCCGGGUUGAUGGAUGCUAUUGCGGCAUGGACGGCGGAGAAGGAGGGGAAGCUGAAGGCUUCGCUUUAGAUCUCUGAUUCUGGGGAGGAAGGACUGGGUGGGGUUGGCGAUGCUUCUUGUGAGAAUGUUAGCGAUGGACUUCGUGAGGACUAUGCUAGACUUUGAAUGGCAAUGUUAGCAGUCAGGCGCUGAAAGGAUGGCGAAAGGGAUCUUGCGAUGGAGUGCGUUUGACUGGUAUAACCACGGAAUGAAUUACAGACGAGAGGUGGUUUCGGUGUGGAGAAUCAGGAAUCUGUUGUGGUAAACUGGUGGAAUUCUGAACGUGGCUGUAGAUUGUUGAUGAUGCUGGUGUUGGGAUUUGAUGUAAAGGAGAAUGAGAUUCUUAUGCUCAUGGGAUGCAGUGGAUGUACAGAGUAGAUUUGAAGGGCAGACAAUAAUUUUGUAGAAGGGAAGGUCGGGUACCUUGGAGGCUACUG
This is a messenger RNA of Aspergillus japonicus CBS 114.51, 1090 nucleotides long. RefSeq names its product S-(hydroxymethyl)glutathione synthase. The transcript has a single exon. Gene Ontology annotation, biological process: formaldehyde catabolic process. NCBI's taxonomy places the organism in Eukaryota, Fungi, Ascomycota, Eurotiomycetes, Eurotiales, Aspergillaceae. The coding region runs from base 108 to 683 and encodes 191 amino acids. Gene Ontology annotation, molecular function: zinc ion binding; S-(hydroxymethyl)glutathione synthase activity. The record is from RefSeq and is a predicted model, not a curated record.